This is a messenger RNA of Lycium barbarum (goji berry), 2690 nucleotides long. Its product is annotated as subtilisin-like protease SBT1.7. Gene Ontology annotation, molecular function: serine-type endopeptidase activity. The record is from RefSeq and is a predicted model, not a curated record. Gene Ontology annotation, biological process: proteolysis. NCBI's taxonomy places the organism in Eukaryota, Viridiplantae, Streptophyta, Magnoliopsida, Solanales, Solanaceae. The transcript has 3 exons. Bases 99 to 2393 code for a protein of 764 amino acids.
CCCUGUUUCUCCUUUACCCUGUUUCACAUACUUCAUAUUUACUCUAUAUAACUCACAAACCUGGGGAAAAAAAAUCAGUACUGCAAAAACAAGAAAAAAUGUCAAGAUUUUUAGUAUUAGUACUUCUUUUCCUUCUAUGUCUAUCCCAUUUAUCACUGAGUGCUGUUCAAAAAAGUACUUUUAUCGUACACAUGGCGAAAUCUCAAAUGCCAGAGAGUUACGAAGAUCAUACUGACUGGUAUGUCACGUCAUUGAAAUCAGUUUCUGAUUCUGCUGACAUGAUCUACUUAUACAACAACGUUGUACAUGGUUUUUCUACAAGACUAACUGCUGACGAAGCAGAUGCUUUAGAGAAGCAACCUGGGAUUUUGUCAGUUUUGCCAGAAAUGAGAUAUGAACUGCAUACGACAAGGACACCAUCAUUUUUGGGUCUUGACAAAAGUGCUGAUUUUUUUCCAGAAUCGAAUGCGGUGAGUGAUGUGAUUGUUGGAGUUCUUGAUUCUGGUGUUUGGCCUGAAAGUAAGAGUUUUGAUGAUACUGGAUUUGGACCUAUACCAGCUUCGUGGAAAGGGGAGUGUGAAUCUGGAACUAAUUUUAGUUCUAGGAAUUGUAAUAGGAAGUUGAUUGGUGCAAGGUACUUUGCUAAAGGUUAUGAAACCACUUUAGGUCCAAUCGACGAAACCAAAGAGUCUAAAUCUCCAAGAGACGAUGACGGACAUGGAACACACACGGCUACUACUGCAGCUGGUUCAGUUGUUCAGGGUGCUAGUCUCUUUGGAUAUGCUCCUGGAACUGCUCGUGGAAUGGCAACUCAUGCUAGAGUUGCUGUGUACAAAGUUUGCUGGACUGGUGGUUGUUUUAGCUCUGAUAUAUUAGCAGCUUUGGAUAAAGCCAUCGAUGAUAAUGUAAAUGUGCUUUCUUUAUCGCUUGGUGGUGGCAAUUCAGAUUACUAUAGAGACAGUGUUGCCAUUGGUGCCUUUGCUGCUAUGGAGAAAGGGGUUUUAGUAUCUUGCUCUGCAGGUAAUGGUGGUCCUAGUCCCUACAGUUUGUCCAAUGUAGCACCAUGGAUCACUACUGUGGGUGCAGGAACAUUGGACCGUGAUUUUCCUGCAUAUGUAAGUCUAGGCAAUGGUAAGAAUUUCUCUGGUGUUUCCCUAUAUAAAGGGGAUAUGUCACUAAGCAAAAUGCUUCCCUUAGUGUACGCUGGUAAUGCUAGUAAUGCUACGAAUGGAAAUCUUUGCAUGACGGGUACCUUAAUUCCUGAACAAGUUAAAGGAAAACUUGUUCUAUGUGACCGGGGGAUAAAUCCCAGGGUCCAAAAGGGUUCUGUGGUAAAAGCAGCAGGCGGAGCCGGUAUGGUUUUGGCUAACACCGUUGCAAAUGGGGAUGAGCUAGUGGCUGAUGCCCAUUUGCUUCCAGCAACGACGGUUGGUCAGACAACAGGGGAAGCAAUCAAGAAGUACUUAACCUCGGGUUCUAAUCCAACAGCCACGAUUCUUUUCGAGGGCACUAAGUUGGGGAUCAAACCAUCACCAGUGGUUGCUGCAUUCAGCUCCCGAGGGCCCAACACGAUCACGCAGGAGAUUCUUAAGCCGGACAUCAUCGCACCGGGUGUUAACAUUCUUGCGGGAUGGACAGGUGCUGUUGGUCCCACAGGGUUGGCUGAGGACAAUAGACGUGUUGGAUUUAAUAUUAUUUCGGGCACGUCUAUGUCAUGCCCUCACGUGAGUGGUUUGGCUGCUUUGCUUAAAGGCGCACACCCCGAUUGGAGCCCAGCAGCUAUCCGCUCGGCUCUUAUGACCACGGCUUAUACAGUGUACAAGAACGGCGGGGCCCUCCAAGAUGUUGCGACAGGAAAGCCAUCCACGCCGUUUGAUCACGGUGCAGGACAUGUGGACCCCGUUGCAGCACUAAACCCCGGGCUUGUUUACGACUUGAAGGCUGAUGAUUAUCUGAAUUUCCUCUGUGCCUUGAACUACACAUCGACCCAGAUCAAUACUAUUGCCAGACGACCCUUCAGUUGCGGAACAAGUAAGAAAUACAGUGUCACCGAUUUGAAUUACCCUUCAUUUGCUGUUGUAUUUCCAGAGCAAAUGACUGCUGGCAGAGGAAGUGGUUCCAGUUCAAUGAAAUACACACGAACGCUUACUAAUGUUGGACCAGCUGGAACAUACAAAGUUAAUGUUAUUUCACCAAGCAAUUCAGUGAAAGUCUCGGUUGAACCUGAAACAUUGACGUUUAUUCAUAUGAACGAGCAGAAAUCAUAUACCGUCACUUUUACUGCUCCUUCAAUGCCAUCAACUACGAAUGUUUAUGCAAGAAUUAAGUGGUCAGAUGGAAAGCAUGUAGUGAGUAGUCCAGUGGCUAUUAGUUGGACAUCAAAAGGUUACUGAUAGCUCGAGUUUCGAAUGUAGCUGCUGUUUAGUUAUGCUAAUUAUAGUUAUCUGCUAAAGUUGUAUGCAAAAAUUUGGAAGUUGGAUUUCAAAUGUUUUAUGGAAGAUAUGGAAAACUGUAUCCAUUCAGGAAGAUGGACAUGCCUUUUCUUGCUUCAUUGUACAGUAGUUGUCCAAGAAUUAGGAGUUUUCUCUUUUCUUGCAUUUACAAUCUUGCUCUUGUUAUUGUUUUGUGUUGUAACUGGUUGCUAAGGAUGUAACAUAUGAUCUUUAAAUUUUGGGAGUAACUUUUGUGCA